CAUCGAUUGGACGCACCUUGCACAAGAUGUGGCGCCUCGCAAUUCCCGAGCAUCCUCUUCUUUUUUUUUCCUUUUUUUUUAUAUGUAUAAAUUCCUUCGGUCGUACGAGGACUGAGGCGGCCUCCCGGGUUUCUUGGUUUCUUGUUUGUUCUCGCCUUCUUUGGUUCCUGCUCGAGAGGGUUGAGGACCGAAACAGAGGGAAAGAGUUAGAAAGAAAUAGUACAAUGUCGACCAGUGUAUCAUAUGGGAGUGUCAACUUACCAGGUGGAGCAAAGCUAUAUAGCACAAAAAGUUACCAGCAAACAUCUGGAUUAUCUGGUUUGGUUUUCAAGACGAGCAUGCAGAUAGAUUAUACAAGGUUAUGUACUGCAUCAAGGUUCUUAAGCGCCAAGGGAAACGGUCUUCUCCGAACCCCUUCAAGUCACAGAAAUGCGUCUAUUAGAGCCGUUACCAUUGCAUGCUUGCAGGAUAGUUCUACAAAGUAUUUUGACUUUGUAGUUGUUGGCAGUGGUGUUGCUGGUCUAAGGUAUGCUCUAGAAGUUGCAAAACAUGGAUCUGUUGCUGUAAUUACUAAGGCUGAGCCUCAUGAGAGCAACACAAACUAUGCACAAGGUGGUGUUAGUGCUGUUUUGUGCCCUUCAGAUUCUGUAGAGAGUCACAUGCAAGACACAAUUGUUGCGGGGGCUUAUUUAUGUGAUGAGGAGACAGUUAGGGUAGUGUGCACAGAAGGUCCAGAUCGAGUUAAAGAACUAAUUGCAUUUGGUGCAUCUUUUGAUCAUGGCGAAGAUGGAAAAUUACAUCUUGCAAGGGAAGGAGGACAUUCUCAUAAUAGAAUUGUCCAUGCUGCUGAUAUGACUGGCAGAGAGAUCGAAAGGGCAUUACUAAAGGCUGUUGAUGAUGAUCCUAACAUUAUUGUGUUUGGGCACCACUUUGUCAUAGACUUACUGACUUCUCAGGAUGAUGAUGAAAUAUAUUGCCAUGGUGUGGAUGCUCUGAAUGCGGAAACUCAACAGGUUGUUCGUUUCAUCUCAAAGGUGACGCUGCUUGCAUCUGGAGGAGCUGGACAUAUUUAUCCCACAACCACAAAUCCGCCGGUGGCUACUGGAGAUGGAAUUGCAAUGGCUCAUCGUGCUCAGGCUGUGAUUUCUAACAUGGAAUUUGUGCAGUUCCACCCAACAGCACUGGCUGAUGAAGGCCUCCCAAUCAAGCCAACCAAAAGACGGGAGAAUGCAUUUCUGAUCACUGAAGCAGUCAGAGGAGAUGGUGGCAUCCUUUAUAACCAGUCUAUGCAGAGGUUUAUGCCAUUGUAUGAUGAACGAGCGGAACUAGCUCCAAGGGAUGUGGUUGCAAGAAGUAUAGAUGAUCAACUGAAAAAACGUGGAGAGAUGUUUGUGUUACUGGACAUAAGCCAGAAGCCAAGAGAGCAAAUUCUCUCACACUUCCCCAAUAUUGCUGCAGAGUGUCUCCGACACGGGCUGGACAUAACCCGCUCACCAAUACCUGUAGUCCCUGCAGCUCACUACAUGUGUGGUGGUGUCCGAGCUGGGCUACAGGGAGAAACAAAUGUCAAAGGUCUAUAUGUAGCUGGUGAGGUAGCAUGCACCGGUUUGCAUGGGGCUAAUCGGCUUGCUAGCAACUCUUUGCUUGAAGCACUGGUCUUUGCCCGCCGUGCAGUGCAGCCCUCAAUAGACCACAUGGCUCGCUCAACCGUUGAUAUCCCUGCUUCGACCAUGUGGGCACGUCCGAUUCUUCCGUUGUCUCUCGGCAAUAACAUUGUGGAGGAGAUUAUACAGAGGACGAAGGAUAUUAGGACGGAGCUGCAGUCUAUUAUGUGGGAGUAUGUUGGGAUAGUGAGGUCAACGAGCCGGUUGAAGACUGCAGAGUGGAAGAUUGGGGAUUUGGAGUUAGAAUGGGAGGAGUUUUUGUUCACCAGAGGGUGGAAACCCACAAUGGUUGGACUUGAAGCUUGUGAGAUGAGGAACUUGUUCUGCUGCGCAAAACUGGUUGUGAACAGUGCACUUGCGAGGCAAGAAAGUAGGGGUCUACAUUUUACCGAGGACUUCCCUUAUUUGGAGGAGAGCAAGAGGAAACCAACAAUUAUCUUUCCAACUUCACUUAAGUUGACUUGGAGUUCACAGCAGGUGCACAGGCAACCACUUUGUUGAAAUAUUGUUCUUCGCUCUGUUUUGUCAUCUCAUAAUUGAAAUACCGAUACAAGCUAGUAGAAUACUCCUCUCCAGUUAGAGCAGAAGGUUAAUUCCAAAGUUUAAAUUCACAACGAUCCAGGUCUAGGCAUCCCAUGGUACAUGAAGACCUUGUGUUUUAUAGAAAAUGUUGCUGCAAUGCUGUACAUCAUAUCUUUUUCCAUUAAUUUUACACUUCGAUUCUAUGGAAGUAGUUCAAUUACACCUUUUCAGUAUAUGCAUUUAUAGAAACUGGGCUGGGGCAACCAAAAUGAUGUGCUGGGUUACUGUAUAUGUAUCAAACAGUCCCCUGGAUAGCAUAAACAAUCUCUUGUUUGGAUGCAAUAUAAAUAUAUACAUUCAUACUA
Elaeis guineensis (African oil palm) is the source of this 2551-nucleotide messenger RNA. Its product is annotated as L-aspartate oxidase, chloroplastic. Gene Ontology annotation, biological process: NAD+ biosynthetic process. Gene Ontology annotation, molecular function: L-aspartate oxidase activity. Lineage: Eukaryota; Viridiplantae; Streptophyta; Magnoliopsida; Arecales; Arecaceae. The record is from RefSeq and is a predicted model, not a curated record.